Molecule: messenger RNA, 4598 nt
Organism: Amoebophrya sp. A25
Lineage: Eukaryota; Dinophyceae; Syndiniales; Amoebophryaceae
Source: the annotation of a GenBank genome assembly
CAAGUGAAGCCUAUUUUCGGGAGGAGAGUCUUCUACUAAAGCUUGCACCCCCUGUUUUAGCUCAUGUGCCCUCUAUCAACAACAUGGAAGUCGAAUAUGUACUGCAAAAUGACGAGCGAUGAUCUACACAUUUGGUCUUUCUUCGAACGACCCGUACUUCACUGGUCUCGUUGGGUGCAGUUUUGUCCUAAGAGCCAGGAUUGCGGUGCAACCGUGCAGUGUAGAUAAAGUCAAGAAAGAAUCGUAGGAAGACGACGAAGUGACCACGCUAGCGAGAAACCAGAAAAUGAUGCGGCUGAGUUUCUGGAUCUGCGCGGCUGGCAAGCAACUUGGUGUGGUCAAUGGUGAUGCUAACAAACGCAGACAUGCUACAGGAUCUACUUCGGCUUCCACCACAUCCACGGAACCUUCAGCAGCAGGUGGGUGGACUGGAGGAACUGCAGCUCGUCUUCCUUUUUACUACUGGAGCCUAGACAGCAUCGUGAAAGAGGCGUUUACAGCUCUGAGAGAAGGUGUGAGUUCCACCUCCACAGCAGAUAAUUCUUUCGACAUUGAAGCUGCCGCAACAGACUUUUCUGCCCUGGACCUUGCCUUUCACAAUAGACCGGCAAAUCAGUUCGGUCCUUGUUCUUUUCAAAAUACUACAUUUGACACAUGCGUUUCGUCAGAAGUUUUGCGCUUGUGCCGUGGAGGUAAGACUGGACGAGAUGCAGAAGCAGGAGUUGGAAAUCAUCAGGCUACUGGUGGUUCUGGAUCAUCUGCCACUACUGGAGUUGUGUCUCCAGCAUCAAACACACCAAGGGACUCUGAACAGCACGCACAUUGUGGACCGAAAGACAAAGAAAUCAAGUUGGUUUGCAGUGCAGCUGAGUCCGCACUGGCGCAGCGGGAGAAGGAGCGCGUCCAUCAAGAGGGUAGCAUCAUGUUUCGCAACGCGAAAUGCGAGAAGAAAUGGGUACAGGAUGAGCAGGGCCUCCCAACGGUUCAGACGCAGUGCAUGUACGAGUUAUGGAAGAAAUGAUUGUCCGGCGCUUACGGAAAUGCAUGCAGGCUCGUUUUUGUUAUAUACAAGGAAGGCAGUUUUAUGCUGUGUUGUAGAUGGAACAGUGCUACCGCGUCAAGCCGACGUGCAACUACUUUGUUAUGAACAUGUUGAUGAUCUAACUCAUGUCUACGAAGAAAUCGAUUCCUGGAUGGCGAAGCAGACGACAAACAAAUCAGAAGGUGGUCCCGAUGCUAGCAUUUCUGCUCCGAAGCCCAAAGAUGAGACCACGAGUAAGAAUGGACGUCCACAUCGAGCGAGAUCAUUUGCGUCACCGGAGAUUGAAGAGCGUCGUAGACUAGCGAGGGAAAAGGAGGCAGCGAAGAAGGAGCAGAAGCACACGUGCAGUGCAGUACCUGUGGAGUUUUUCAAGCACGUCCCGAAGUGUUUUGAUUGGAGCAUUAGUGGCUCCGCAUGGGAGGAAUUUGGUGAAAGAGAUGUAUGUCCUUGGAUGGAGAUUUUUUGUCAAACUUGGAGUACUAGGAUCACGAAGCUGUCGUAAUUCAACCUCGCUGAAGUUUUUCCCUAAGUCGAGGAGGAUCACGACGCAGAUGUCGUGAUUCCCCUUCUUCUAGCAACAAGUUUGAAGGAGUUUCUUCAAGGUAGUUGGCGUAUCUCUACGCGCGCAGCGGUCGCGCAAGGUCCGUUCUGGAAUUCGGCGGUGGUUCCGGCUCAGUGUCUGUCGUCAUACAAGAAGGCAUGAAGCAGUGGAACCAGGACCUGGUAGACGGCAAGAUGAAGGACUUUUCUAGUACUUCAUCUUCAUCAACGGGAGGUACUAGCAAAACGAGGAAGAACAACGAUCAUCUUGACCAGUCAACUUGGGAAGAUGGUAUCGGAAUUCUACGAAAGGAAUUUGGUGUCUUGCCACGCGGAUCCACCAACGAAUACCGAUACUCGAGUGAAUUUUCAGCGCCGCCGAAUUGGUACCUUCCGCCUUCACACCGGAGCAUUGAUAUCCGAAAUCACGUGGUCAUCCAACCAAACGCCGCAACGUUUGGUGUAGAAGAUGUCUACGAAGGGCUCGAAGGCCUCAUGGAGAACGUAGAGUACGGCGCUCUCGCAGAAAACCGUCGUUUGUGCAAGAACCACUAUCAAAUUGUCGACCACUCGCUCAAUCCGAACGAGAGUGAGGUGUGGCUUCUUCGCGGCAUGCUGACAGAACCCUUUGAUUUCGUCAUGGCUGGUACUUUCGUGUAGCUUGCUGUUCUUGCCGCUUGCAAAAUGCUCUAUGUACUCAUACAAAAGAAACAAGCUACGCGAUCUAGAAGUUUUUAAUUCCUCAUGAUGAGCAUCUGCAUCUUUACUAGACGUGAGCGCCCGGUAGCACUCUUUCCACUCGGAUCAUCCACCCCCGGCACGCACUUCCUCAAUACCGGCGAGGUUCCGCCUCGCCGGCUCCUCCCCCGCGACAGCCGUCGGGCGGCGUUGAUCGUUGGAGCAAGAGUUGGGCGGGGGACGGCGUGCGGCCAUUGAUUGAAAAGGCACAGACCGAAGCUGUUGGCCUGUAGGUUUGCUCUUCUUUUGUUAGGUUUGGCUUUCGUUGCAGCGGUCGAGUUUGCAACUUAUCAAAAUUCGUCUUCUUGUGAUACGGUCAAAAGUUUUGGAUAGGAAUUUUGUAGGUUUCACCUUUCUUAGAUAUAAUCAAAAACUUUGGAUUCGGAGUUCCAAAUCUGAAACUUUGGAACAUUAAUGCGCCACUUUUAAUCUUAAGCGUUCAGCUUUGAGCUAUUAGCUUUGAAUUUUCAACUUCGAGCUUUCAACUUUGAACUUUCACCUUAUACAUAGUUUCGAGUUUUCAACUUUGAGCUUUCCACUUUGAGUCUUCAGUUUUGAGCUUCCAGGUGUGAGCUUUCAGCUUAAAGCUUUAAACUUUAUACUGAGGCACUGAGCUUCCAAUCUAGAGCGUUGCUCAACUUCGAGCAUUCGGCUUUGAGGCUGGAGCCUUCGACUUUCCGUCUCGAGGUUGAGCGUAAGGCUUUAGCUGAUAGAGUCAAAAGCAUAGGCCUUUUGUGCAAAAUUUUUAAUUUUAUCGCCCACGAAUUAAAUUAAGCCGCAGCGUGCUUUAUUUUAGUUUUGAUAGAUGCUCGAUGUUGUCGCGCCAGGGGUUCGUGUGUUGUGUUUGUUUGGUGAUUAGAAAAGAAGCGGAAAAAUUAAUUUGCGACGGGGGUCGCAUGCUUUUGGUUCAAGUGUUUUGGGUUCAGGUGUUUUGGGUUCGGGUGUGUUGGGUUCGGAUGUUGGAGGGGUCGUCGUUGAUUUGUUAUUUAUCUCUUUAAUAUUUUCGCUUCAACGUAAAAAAAUGGAGGUGAGUGCAUAUUUAAGACUUUAGAUAUUAAAAUUCUUUCUCUGGGCUUGGAUUUUUUAAAACUUAAAAUUUUUGCAGUUCAAAUCGUAUUACGAUUUGAACUGAGGUUUCGACUUUAUUUCGUAAAGUUUAAAUUUAAUACGCACCCGCGUGAAAAAUCUAACCAAUUCCCAGGGCUCGCAAGUUCUUAGGUUCAUGAGUUCCCAUGGGUUCGCAUGAGUUCGCAUGAGGAUGAGUUCAGGCGUUGGGGGUUCGGAAGUGGAAGAGUGAGAGUUUGGUGGGGUCGUUGUUGCUUUUUUAUCUACUUACUUAGCUCUCUAAUAUUAUCCGCUUUGUUGAGUAGUCGCGAGUCCUAGACCUAGUCCUCCAAAACUCAUACUCAACAUCUUCACAGAUUGCGAGGGCUGUUUAGUAGAUGAAUUUCGGAAGAAUCCGAAGUUGUUCGAUUACGUGAAGACGAUCGUAGUCGAAAGGGAUGACACCCUUGAGGGUGCUUACAGUGCCACAGGCGUAGCCGUGGCUCACAACCGGACGGGACCAUACAACCUCCUUUUUUCGCAUCUGAACAUGCGUCGCAAGCACGUGCGCCUUGGCUGCGGAGGCACCUGCGACGUCGAAGCGUGGGAAAGGGAAUUGCCGGCUUAAUAGCUUUAGAGGACGCACUAGAUAGAAGCCUCUGGUCAGAAAUAGGAAAGCAAAAGCCUGACCAUCGUCGUUCUACAUCAGGACCAACAGGAACAGUCGGGAAAAAACUGACAAUCCAACAACAAGCUAGAUUAGCGGGUCGAAUUCGUCCGGGAAAUCUUAGGCAGAUUGCCGAGUAGAUUUAUGUCAUCAAUAGCUUUAGAGGCACUGCGAGUUGCAGUCGUCUUUGAUUGACUCAAGCACGGGCAGGGGCUAUUCCCGAUUCAGUUUGAGUAUCCAGAAUGCACUGGAUAUUCGGAGGAUGAAAAAAUCUUGCCACGGCUGCAACGACUGAGUGACAACCUCCGGAAUCAGUAUGAAUAUUCACAAUCACUGAUAUGCACGACCUCGUCCUUACCGCAGCUUGAAAGAUUUCGCUGAGGCAUCAGUAGUGGCGCGAUGAAACGAACAAUGCGUGGCCGCCGGUCCUUGUGCCAUUGACUUCAUCCAAGUAAGGCAUGGAAAUCGUCAAAGGCCCCAGAGAUAUAUUCAUAUAUCAUGUUAUCUAGUAGAUCAUGAUGACCUCGUUCUCAAGUCAGGGCGAUCUUCGAGGUCUUUGAAGAUACA